CCAAGCCUAAACAGAGACAGCCUCAGCUGUCAAAACUGUCAAAAUAGUAACGAAUGGUAACGAACAAACUUAGAGCAUCGCGGUGCAGUGUGUACAUUUUUCGCAUGUUUAUUGUACUAAAACUUAACUAAACAUAACUUUUAACAUGAUAUACGUCAUGUUUUAUAAAUACUCUGCACUGGUGAUUUUCCAACUCCAAAACCGGGUGUGAACAAAGAUUUCGUAUUGGGCGUAAACAAAACGUCAAGUAGUCCCACUGUAUGAGUCAAUUACACAUAAGAACACAAUGGAGAGACAGUAUUACAUAUUUGUGUUAUUGUUGUUGUGUACGUGGGCUUGCAGCGGCGACCGUGGCGACUACAUCGGCUGCUAUAAGUUGAUGGUCGAAAAUGUCCUCAACACCCAUACUGGCCAGUCUGUGGAUGUCUGCUUGUCGGCGUGUGAGCAAGUAUACUACAAAUACGCAAUCAUAGGUAAUGAAUCGACGUGUUUCUGUGGGAAUGAGCCGGGUAAUUUUCAACUACCUCUGGAGUCUUGUCCUACUCGAUGUCCUAAGAAUGACACUCAGUUUUGCGGCGGAGAAAAUGCCGCCAGUGUGUACGACACCGAGGUGUUCUCUCCUGGGCCACCAACAUCGAUCAAUAUUACUAACAUUACGGAAACUACGCUGAGGGUGCGCUGGACAGCCCCGGCUGCAUACUCAUCCAUUUCUGGUUAUGUUAUAAGAGCUAUAGUAGUUGAGACCUAUGCUGACUUUGCCCUUAUAGAUCUUGAAUGGAGAGUGUCUAAUAAAACCUUUUACACUGAACUGUUGAACUUGCAACCUGGCUCUAAAUAUCAAAUAGGAGUGGUGGCAGUCAAUGAUGGCUUUGAAGGCCCAAAUAUCACAACCACAGUGGAAACUGUGAUUGGAACUCCAGAUCCCAGUCCUCCAGAUAUAGAAAUCAGAGAAAGGAGAGGAGAUAGAAUGGUGGUGCAUAUCCCUGAAGCUAAGAAUGUAAAUGGUCCUGUGUCUAUGUAUAGGAUUGUAGUCUCAGUGGAGUUGUACCAACAAGGAUUCAUAGUUGAAAACUUGGGCAAUUACACAUAUGCCAGUGACCAAGGGCUCCCUUACUACAUUACAGCAGAAUUGGACCCUGAUGAUAUUAAACAUGAUUUCAUCAUCGGAGACAGACAUACAUACAAUGGAUUCUACAAUGCUCCUCUACCUCUGACCAAUGACAUAGAUGUGUCUUUAGGUGUGGUAAGUGAAAAGGAUUUUGUGAAGAGAAUCAGAUAUGCAGAAUCAACUAAGAAAAUUAUAUUGAAUAUCAAUGAACCGGAGGAAACUUCUCCAUUGGUGAUAGCACUUGGGGCUGCCAUAGCUAUUAGUGUGGUUCUACUUCUAAUCGGAGUCGGGCUGCUCAUAAUCUUGCGUAAGAGAAUACAGCUAGUAAGAUCUCAGAGAGGCUCCCAGUCAAUGCCAUUAAGUCUUAGUGAACCGUGCAUGGAGAUAGAGAAUUCAGGUUUCAUAGAAGAAGAACAUGAGAGGGUUGAUUAUUACAGCAACUUAAAAAGAAAACUGUGGAACAUACCUAGAAGCCUUAUAGACAUUGAUAUUUCUUGCAUUGUUGGUGUUGGCAGCUAUGGCAAAUUUACCAGAGGAAAGGUGCAGCAACAUGGGGCCCAGACUCCUGGCCUAGUGCAAGUAGUAGCUGACAGAGAGCUGGAGAGAUCAGACAAGAAACUAAUGCUGCAGGAACUGGACCAACUUAUCAAGUCCAGUGAACAUGAGAAUGUGAUCUCACUCAUAGGGUUCUGUGAAACUAAUACAACAUUAUUUGUAGUUCUUGAAGAUAGCAAACAGAGUUUGAAGGAUUUGCUGCUUCAGAGCAGACACAGGGACCUUCAAAACAACAAAUUCUGUCUGAUGCCAGAGAACAGACUGCUUCAGUACUUUGUUGACAUUGCACAAGGUAUAGAAUACUUGCACAGUAAGAAGAUUUUACAUAAACGCCUCAGUUGUCGUAACAUCGCGCUCAGUGAAAACGGUGUCGCGAAAGUGUCCGGGUUUGGAUUAUCUCACAUGAGACCAUUGCACGAGACUCCAGACUACACGCGCUGGACGUCGCACGAGAUGUUGCGACUGACUAGAUUCAACCCGAAGGCAGAUGUUUGGUCGUUUGGUAUCCUCAUGUGGGAAGCACUCACGAUAGGAGCCACUCCAUAUUUCCAUAGUGCUAAUAAAGACGUAGCAGCCCGCAUUCUUCGAGGCAUGCGGCCAUCGCAGCCGUCGUACGUAGGUGACGACCUGUUCCAGCUUUGCCUGCAGUGCUGGCAGGUGGAUCCUGACGAGAGACCCACAUUCUCUGGCUUAGUGCACGAAUUGAAGCCAUUCGCCGAAGCUUCUGGUUGCAGGAGUCUGAGUUUUACUCAUUAUAAUGGUUUCGACUACGAACCGCAUGUAGCGCAGUACGAAAUCGUAUCAUAGUAUUUUAAGCAUUAGGCAACUAACCAAAACAUAGGAUUAUUAGCUUCCAAAGAGUUAUGUUUGUUACUCGAGUGUAAAACGAGGUCGGGAAACCAGCAGCAAUGGAAUUAAUUUACUAUGAAGGACAAGGAAUUGAUAUUUUCUAAACUAGAUUUUUAUUUUGUAACUAAUAUGUGUAUUGUUUGUUCGCCAUGCAAGUUAACUGAGAAGCUAGCGGUUGUGGUCACGCGGAACAAAUGAUCACGCGCUGUUGACCGCUCGCGGCACCAAUACCAACUACGGUGAAUUGCUGAUUUUAUACAAAGCUCCACUAAAAGACAUUUAGACUAAUUUAACGUAAUCACGUAGUAGUCAUCUUAUAUUUAAAGGCGCAUAGUAUUUGUGACUGCAUUUUUAAAAAUGUUAUACAUAUUUUUAAUAGGAAAAUGUUAAUUUAACUAAUUAACUUUCUACUACAGAGUUAGUGUAUUCAAAUAGUUACUGGAACAUUAUUUUACCAGUUGGCGCUUAUACUAACCAAAUUAACCAAGCUGUAGUUACAGAAGUACGUAGAAAUAUUGCGCACGUUGAAGUCCACCCUUCACGCAGGUGACAGUCCCGCAACAUGUUACCCUUCUCAAUAAAUGUAGAUUUUAUAUUGUAGCUCUAAGUUAAAUAGCAUUUACAGGAAUUUCAAGAGUAAUUUCAGAAGAGUACAUUUGACAACUAUUUAAGUACUCAACUGGAUAGUGUUUGCAUUAUAAAUAUGUAUCCAACAUUAAACUGAAUAUCCUACGAUUCUACGUAUGUAUAUUAUGUUAGUUUAAAUUAGUUUUAAUAUGAAGAUAAUCCUCUUACUUUAUCAAAUAAUCGUACUUAUGUUGCUAGGCAUUGUUAUGUAUCGAAACUGAGAAUUUUAAUCAAUUUUAUGAGUAUGUAAUGGCUUGACAUGACUGUUUGUGAAAAUCAUGGUGAAUAAUCAGAUUAAUGAAAUCGAUAAAAUCAUUAUUCAUGCGAUUUUAUAGUUUCUAAUUUGACUUGUGUCGACGAUCAGUUUCCUUUGAGCUUUAUUUUCAGUAUUUCUAAUGAUUUGUAUAUUUAGGCUUAACAAGAAAAAUAUUGUAUAAUGAUCUACAUAAACGAUGGGUAUAAUUUUAAACAUAAAUAUGACUAUGUUCACUGGUAGGUACUUAGUUUAUAAGUUGUAAUUAAAAUCAUUGGAGAAUAAUCUCAAGUAUUCUAUACUGUAUUUAUUAUAUGAACUACUCAGCUCUCACUUUUCUUCACUAUGCUAUAUAUUAACAGUAUUCUAUUUACUAAGUAUUGGGGUAAAUACCUCGGACAAAGGCUUCUAUAAUUAUUAUAAGAUUCGUAUGGUUUUCAUGUAUUUUAUUGUGUCUACCGUUUAAUUAUUUCUGUUAUAAUUUACUUUAUAAUGAUUUCCUACAUUUAGUUUCAUAAGAUUUUAUUUAAAUAUUCAGUGAUCUGAAAUAAGGAAUUCCGUCCAUUUAUUCGUAUUUUUGUACGAAAUCUCAUUUUUGUGUAAAUUUUUUAUUAUGUAACCUGUAUAUUUUUUUUAUAAUAAAAUUAUAUAAUAUUAAAA
Spodoptera frugiperda (fall armyworm) is the source of this 4052-nucleotide messenger RNA. It is a transcript of the gene Wsck, whose product is annotated as putative inactive tyrosine-protein kinase Wsck. Gene Ontology annotation, cellular component: signaling receptor complex. NCBI's taxonomy places the organism in Eukaryota, Metazoa, Arthropoda, Insecta, Lepidoptera, Noctuidae. Gene Ontology annotation, biological process: protein phosphorylation; positive regulation of kinase activity; multicellular organism development. Gene Ontology annotation, molecular function: protein binding; transmembrane receptor protein tyrosine kinase activity; ATP binding. The transcript has a single exon. Bases 287 to 2470 code for a protein of 727 amino acids. The record is from RefSeq and is a predicted model, not a curated record.